AUACCUCUUCUCUUCCCAAAAAAAAAAAAAAGAGAGAAAAGUAUACCUCUGCUCAACGCCAGAGCCGACGAUAAGAUAAGCCCCCAAAAGCCCCACGCUUUCCCCAUCUCUCUCCUCCAACACCAUGGAGACCACACUACUCUCUUUCUCUUCCUCAAAGCCUUCUCCUUCCCAAACCCUAAUCCAGUUCCGCCCCGCAAAUCGAAUUUCCCUUUCUAAACCAUUCUACAAACCCAAUUCCCGCAGACCCAUCUCCAUCAAAUCCGCCAUUUCUCGCACCAAGAAAGAAGAAACUGUAGAAACCGUCAAAACACAGCUCGAGAACUGUCACCUCUUGGCAGCCAUUAAAUACACCGGCUUUACCGUUAAACAAUUCCAGGAAUUGAGGAGAACAUUGCCUGAAUCCUCCAAACUCCUCGUAGCAAAGAAUACUUUGGUGUAUAAGGCCAUAGAGGGUACCCAAUGGGAGGCAUUGAAGCCCUGCAUGAAGGGUAUGAAUGCAUGGCUUUUCGUGCAUAGUGAGGAGAUACCUGAAGCUAUUAAGCCAUAUAGGAAUUUCCAGAAAGAGAAGAAGUUGGAGAACAAUGACUUUACUGGUGCGGUUUUUGAGGGGAAGUUUUAUGGGCCUGGAGAUUUUAAACAGCUGGAGACAAUGCCGUCCAGAGGUGAGCUAUAUGCUAAAAUUUUGGGUGCCUUGCAGAGCCCUGCAAUGGGUUUGGUGGGUACCUUACAGGCGCCGGCCAGGGAUGUGAUUAUGGUGCUUAAGGCUUAUGUGAAGAAGCUGGAGGACGGGAGUGGUGGACAAUAGUGGAUGUACACAAUUCUGUUCUUGCAUCAGCAAACUUGUAUGUGGAAUGUUCAGCUGCUUAAACAAUUGCAGGAUCAUGUUAGAGGUAACACGGAUUCAAUGUUUUACUCUACCCUACCCAUGAGACUUCAUAGUUACCCCUAUUUUUCAUGUACUUAACUAUCUGUUUUAUUGCAUUGCUUUUCAUGAAGUAGUUAUCUUAUUAAAUUAGAUUUAUUAAAUAAAAAUACAGAAUCUGCUAACAGUUUAUUUCAA
Messenger RNA from Manihot esculenta (cassava), 1063 nucleotides. RefSeq names its product 50S ribosomal protein L10, chloroplastic. The transcript has 2 exons. Lineage: Eukaryota; Viridiplantae; Streptophyta; Magnoliopsida; Malpighiales; Euphorbiaceae. Gene Ontology annotation, molecular function: structural constituent of ribosome. Gene Ontology annotation, biological process: translation. The record is from RefSeq and is a predicted model, not a curated record. The coding region runs from base 125 to 808 and encodes 227 amino acids. Gene Ontology annotation, cellular component: large ribosomal subunit.